Caenorhabditis sp. 36 PRJEB53466 is the source of this 1600-nucleotide messenger RNA. The record is from the annotation of a GenBank genome assembly. Lineage: Eukaryota; Metazoa; Nematoda; Chromadorea; Rhabditida; Rhabditidae.
AUGAGGGCCUCUGAAACACUUUUGGCCGUUCGCCAACUUCGCCUCAAUGACGAUGAUUAUACUCGUAAGUUCCAACAAUCCAUUCCAUUUACUCCUCUCACUCAUCAUUUUGCAUACAGAAGCCAAGGAGAACAUCAAACACGUGGCCGAAUUUCUCAAAGAUUGUGCCGACGUCGGAAUGUUCGUUUUCGAGAAAAUGGCGCCUCAACUUGCCGCCAUUGUCGGAUUGGGUCUUUUUGCGAAAAAUGUGAUUACGGCCACCGAGGCGGACAAGUUGGAGCCGGUUAUGAAGGAGUUGAAAGAGCUCAAGAAUGAUAUUAGGAAGGUGCGUAAGUUCGCUUUAAAGUUGAGCAAACUUCAUGUUUCCAGCUCGACGAAGACAUGAUCAAGCAUUUCGAAGACUUGAAGGCCUACAUAGUGGCCAACGAGUUCUAUCAGAACAUUGCCAAGUACGCCUCGACUUUGACGGACUACAUGGCCGACACGUGCAUUCCGGUGCCGGCGGAUCAGCCAAAGGACACUGCGAUGAAUGAGUUCUCGGAGAGAUACAACGAGAAGAAACCGCUUCAAUUGGCGCGAGUAAGUUGAGAAGAAACUGAGCAAACGUUCAACUGCUUUUCACACUCAGGAGCUCAAUUUCAUGCUCUCCAACGCGCAGACGAGUCCGUUGAAGAUGGCAAUGCAGGCGGAUCCGCUGAUGACCACUGCCACGUUCAAUGGCUGGAAGGAGAACAUUGGCGGCGUCUUUUCGCAACUGGUAACUUUCGGUUGAAAACUGUCUCGCGCCAAUUUUCGCCAGAGUUUAGUGGUUUUUGGAGUUGUUCGCCGUCAACGCAAUCAACGGCGGAAAUGUGUAUUUUGCCGAUAAAGUCAAAGAAGAGAUGGACGAGUUUAAAGGAAAAGUCGACGAAUGGGAAGAGGACUAUAAGGUGAGGAAGUGGCUGAGAAUAAUCCAAUGAUAUUUACCCGUUUUUUCUACAGAAAAACGCCUACUUCUGGCCUAAAAACAUCAAAAAGUUUGUGGAAGACGUUCAAGACGAUAAUACCGGAAAGUCGGACGGAGAAGUCGCUGAGCUCAUUCAAAAAGGUCUGGAGACAAUUCUCACCGAGUACGUACUAUACUAGAUGUCGCGGAUUUCGACUUUGAAACUGUUUCAGCGACAUCUUCUACAUAAUCUCCUACCCUGAAGCCAGCUACCAUUGGUAUCACUCGAAACUUCCCAAUCAAGUGCUCUUCUCUCUCGAUCGUGGAGGUCGCGACGUCAUUGUGUACUGUAGUCUGGCCGGAAGACAAGAAGAGCUCGAUAUGGCCGAUUUGGAGCAGUUGAAAACCCAAAUGAACCUGGUGAAAGACAUCCGAAAAGGCGCCAACAAUCCGUCGGGACAGGCACAGAUCGACUCGUUCGCCACGACGAUUUUGACCAACGACGGGCUUCUCAUCGAAAUCGAAUCGCCGACGGAGUCAUCCGUCGCAGUCCGAUCCACAAACGUUGAUGUGCUUCCGAACGGUCCCGGCGUUUGGUACUAUGACGAAGUGAUCAAGUUUGUGUCGAUUACCCCUAUCACCGAGAAGUUCGUCAUGCUUGCCGCAUAUAAGUAA